Molecule: messenger RNA, 735 nt
Organism: Acanthosepion pharaonis
Lineage: Eukaryota; Metazoa; Mollusca; Cephalopoda; Sepiida; Sepiidae
Source: the annotation of a GenBank genome assembly
AUGUUUUCUUUUUUCUUUGCAGGCAUGAAGCCAACUCUUCCAUUUCCGCCUCCACUCUCACCCCCAAUUCCACCUCCACCUCCACCUCCACCUCCGUUCCCACCCACCUAUCCUCCUUUCGAGCCUUAUCCUCCUUUCGGGCCUUAUCCACCCUUUCAGCCCUUUGCCACAGACCCCGGUAUGUUUAAUCCACAACCAGGGCCUGAUGGAUAUGGCAUCCUGCCGUUCGAUAUACCUCCUUACCCACCAUUUGGUGAGGUAAAUCAUCCUAUACCCCCAAUCCCUAGUUAUGACCCUUUUACAUUCCCUCCGUGGAAUCAGUACCAGAGACCCAUUCCGAACACUCUAACAGGUAAAUAUUUACAUUUUUUUAUUCGCAUCUUACCCUCUUCUUUUCUUGCCUUUUUAUUUGAUUUCUUUUUUAAUGUUUUUAUCUAUCUAUCUAUCUAUCUAUCUAUCUAUCUAUCUAUCUAUCUAUCUAUGACAGUAUUUUCAUAUCUAUCUAUCUAUCUAUCUAUCUAUCUAUCUAUGACAGUAUGUUCAUAUCUAUCUAUCUAUCUAUCUAUCUAUCUAUCUAUCUAUCUAUCUAUGACAGUAUGUUCAUAUCUUCAUCUAUCUAUCUAUCUAUCUAUCUAUCUAUCUAUCUAUCUAUCUAUCUUCAUUUAUUUCUGUCUUUCUUUCCGUCUUUUUUUUUACUACCUUUUUAUUUUUUUCUAUAAUUUUCUACUCUCAUAA